Haliaeetus leucocephalus (bald eagle) is the source of this 1568-nucleotide messenger RNA. RefSeq names its product Bardet-Biedl syndrome 10 (gene BBS10). The coding region runs from base 1 to 1242 and encodes 413 amino acids. Gene Ontology annotation, biological process: chaperone-mediated protein complex assembly. Lineage: Eukaryota; Metazoa; Chordata; Aves; Accipitriformes; Accipitridae. The transcript is spliced from 3 exons. The record is from RefSeq and is a predicted model, not a curated record.
AUGGUUCAGAGUCAUACUCCCGUCUACCCAGUUGAAUACUGCCGCCGCUGCGACCCGGGGGCCGCCGCCGUCCCCCGCCCGCGGGUGCUGCGCGUCCUCGGCCGCCGCUUCGCGGAGCUGCACGCCGCCGUGGACGGUCUCCCCGUGGAGAGCUCCAGGGUCCUGCCCGGGCUCGUUCUCCGCAGGGAUUUCGCGGCCUACUGCCCGGCGGGAGGGGAGCUGCGGGCCGUGCUGGUCACCGAGCCCCUCCGGCCCCCGCUCUCGGCCCCCGGCGGCGAGUUCGCGGUCAGCUCCGAGGGUCAGUACGGGGCCUCCCGGCGCUGGAUAGCGAGGAGGACGGAAGACUUGAUGAAACGCUUGCGGAGGGGCAACGUUAAGCUGCUGCUGUCGAGCGUGAAGCAAGAGGAGGUCGUUAUCUACUACGCGAAGUUACACGGCGUGUCUGUGGUGGAGUGCUUAUCGUCAGAGGAAGUGGCCCUCGUCUGCGAAAUCACGGGAGUCGUGCCUUACGCGCCUUUCGGCGAUAACGGGCACGGAGAAAUCACCGACGCCGCGGCCGCGACCUUUUGCCGACCCUUGCUGCUGGGCUCAAAGAGGUGCGCUCACAUUGGCUUCACCGGCCUGCGCGCCUUUCGGCCCCACUGCCUCAUUCUCUGUGGGCCGGUUGACAGCGUUAACGAGCAGCAUGCUGCUGCUUUACAAGGGGCGUUUACGAUGCUGCAGCAGCUAUUUAAAACGGUCGAUCAGAGGGAGGAAUGCAAAGGAGAAGGUGAAAGCCAGAAUGAAGCCUCAGAGGUCUGCAGCUGGCAUCCUUCAGCUGCUAGGCAGCAACUCCUAAUAGAAAAUAUUUCUUGUAACGGUGAUCGGGUUUCUGAACAUCAGCUGAAAGCACAUAAGGACGAAACAGAGACGCAGAUUGUAGACCCUGGUUUGCAGGGAAGCGAAAAUCCAGCACGUGUGCAAACAGACUUGCAAAUACCCUCAAAUCCCGUCUCGCACACCAAAGAAUUCAGUGUUGCCACUGAAGGAAUUGGCUCUUCAGGGGGCAUACAGAAACUGCACGCAAAAGGCGAGCAGCCGAGUGGCGUGCACGAGAGCUGUAAAAGCGAUUCACUUGUGGACAAUCAGAAGAACUACAGCACUGCUGUGUUUGCCGCACGCAACGCUAAUGCAGUCACUGCGUGCGAACACCUAGAUGUUGGCAAAGACCUAGAGAAAACAAGUUGCAAUAUAGUUCCAUAAGAAAAGCAAGAAAAAGGCUAACCAGCUGAGAUUUGUGGAAAACUCUGUUGUGCUGUCUGAACAGCACAAACGUGAAGUUUCAAACAUGAGAAAGCGUAGCUGAUUUCCACUGCAGAAGAUGCGCAAUGCCAUCUUCAUCCUCAUGCAGAGGCUCCUGUGUACAUUCUAGCCGAGGGUGAACUUUACCUCGUCUGGCGGUUUUUGAGUAUUUAUGCAAGCUAGAUGUGAUUGGUUUUCCUGGCACGUUAAAAGUUGCUAGUAUGGCAUGAGCCACUGAGCUUGCAAGUUAUAAGGAAGGGGGUUUUUUUUAGCUUUCAUGAUAGGCU